Messenger RNA from Xyrichtys novacula (pearly razorfish), 4267 nucleotides. Lineage: Eukaryota; Metazoa; Chordata; Actinopteri; Labriformes; Labridae. The record is from the annotation of a GenBank genome assembly.
AUGAAUCCCACCACUAGCGUCGCUGCAGACCCUCCACCACCACCAUCAUCAUCAUCAUCAUCAGACAAAAGCCCAGGGAGGAGGAGGAAGAGGAGGCAGCAGCAGCAGCAGCACCGGGCUCCCUCACCGGCUACAGCCCAGGCACGGGCAAACAACCGAGCUCAGAGACAGCCAGGCCGGUCCCUAUCUCCUCCUCUCACCGCCGGCAGGAGCGUCAACCCCGGGGAGAAGGAGCCGCUGAGGUCCGCUGACGGAAGGGAGAGGGAGCCCGAGAGCCGCGGAGGGGCAGCUGUUCACCCGGAUGGUGCUGAAGCUGGUGGAGUCGGAGGAGCAAACAGGGCGGAUGCUGUCGAGGAGGAUCCGAUAAAUCUACCCGAACCGGCCCGUCGCUCCACUUUACGUCUCCCCUGCUGUAAAGCCGACUCCACCCGGCGUUUCCCCCCAGAAAGAGCCUCCUCCUCCCCUUCUCCGGUAGCGGAGGUUCGAGGAAGGAAAGCCGGGGAAGACAGCAAGAGAGGCGGCGUGUCGGUGGGCUGCGGCCCGGGCCUCGGUUUGGGUUUGUGCAGAGGAGGAUGCUUCCAGGCUGAGCUGAUCCAGUACCAUCUGCAGAAGACUCUAAAAAGACGAAGGGCGAGGAUGCAAACCAAGACCGAUAACAUGGGGACCGAGGAGGCCGCUGUGGGGGAGCAGGAGCCGGCUGCAGAGGCGACAGAGGCGGGGUCCGUGACACAGCAAGACCAGGGAGAGGACCAGGCCUUCGAAGACGAGAUGGAGAGACUGAUCGAUGAAAAUGAGGAUCUAAAGGUUCGAUUCCUCCCUUUUUUAUAGACAUUAAGUUAUUUUUAUGUAGACCACAAACUGUCACAUCAUUAGAUUAAAAGACCAGCUGGAAAAUAGUCAAUAUUUGUUCAUUAGGAUCAGAUUUUUUGGAGUAAAUCUUGAGUUUUUGGUCAAAUCACUGACUGAUAGAUGUCUGAUAAACACCCUUUAACAGAAGGCUAUAAACCUAGAGCCACAGAUGACUAACUACUUAUUGAUUACACUGAUAUUGAUCUGCUAAAAUCAAUGAUUUUGUUUGAAAAUGAGGGACAACCACAGCUAUUGAGAUUUGCACGUUAUGUCACGUCAUGGUGGCGGUUGCAGAGAGUGUGUCCCAGUUAUAAGAGUCAAGUUGACAUCCAAUCAGAGGUCAUAUGGGUGCGUUUGAUUUCUUAAUUUCUACAUGAACACUUAAAAACUACAGGUAAUAUGAUUAACUUCACAAGUAGAGUCAAAAAAACAGAUUUUGGAAACCUCGAAUCAACUUCUCUGUGCACCCACCAGUGUGAAAUCGAGGAGAUGAGGGCAGAGAUGGACGAGAUGCGAGACACGUUCUACGAGGAGGACACUUGUCAGCUGCAGGAGAUGAGGCGUGAGCUGGAGAGGGCCAAUAAGAACUGUCGGAUCCUGCAGUACCGUCUAAGAAAGGCGGAGAGGAAGAGGCUGCGCUAUGCCCAGACCGGAGAGAUCGAUGAGGAGCUGCUCAGGAGUCUGGAGCAAGACCUGAAGGUACAGAAAAGAGGAGCGGCUGUUGUGGUUCAAACCUGAAUAUUCAUAGUUUUUACAUCACAACACUCAAUCCUCUGCAGGUAGCGAAAGACGUGUCGGUAAGACUGCAUCACGAGCUGGAAAAGGUGGAAGAGAAACGCACAAAAACGGAGGAUGAGAACGAAAAACUGCGACAGAAGCUGAUCGAGGUGGAAGUGACCAAACAAGCCUUGCAGAACGAACUAGACAAAACCAAAGAGGUGAGUCACCGACGUCUGCGAACAACACAUCCAUCAAUAUUUGAUGUGUUUGAACUUAUCGGCCUUGAAAAUAUCAUUAAAACAGAGUGAGAGUGGUAUGAAUACACACGCUGUUGUAUAUAUUGAUUAAAAAAUGAGUUUUCUUUUUACUUCACUGCCCUGAAACAGUCUCAAAAAAGAAGAGGAAGCAAGGAGGUCCAGAAGACGGAUAGAAAAUCUGCACAGACUCCCACUGAGGUGAGAAUACUAAAGAGUUCCUGUAAUUUUUCUGGUGUUAUUGACAAUCACAUCGCACAAGAUCAGAAAAAUAAAUCAUGAAGAUCAUCGACUGCUCUGUACGGCUCACUAAAAGGAUAAUCUAAUCUGAAAAGAUCGUCUUUUUCUCGCCUACUUUCGUCCUUUUUUCUCCAAAAGUGCUUUCUCCAGACUCCACUUAUCGAAGUGAGUAUUAAACCUGAAGGCCACCUCUUUCCUUUUAUGAUUUCCUCACUUAUCUUGCUUUUAAACUGAGGCUACACCAGGUCAAAGCAGGAGCAUCUAAAAGGAAGAUAAAUCUAAAAGAAAGCUGAGAGUUUUCUGAGCCUCAGUCGUUUCUUAAGACUCAGCGUUUUGGUUUUAAACGCAACAAAAUCUUCUCUUUAAUCCUAAAUCCCCCCAUCUUCUCGAAACCAACCUUGUGAACUUCAGGAUUAAGUUGUGACUAUUUCUGCUUCAAUGCGCUCCAGCAUCUUACGCAAGUCUGAGCGUGUGUCUCUGAUUUUAGGAGGACAACGAAGACCUUAAGUGCCAGCUCGCUUUCAUCAAAGAGGAAGCGGUGCUCAUGAGGAAGAAGACGGCCAAAAUCGACAAAGAGAAAGACCGCCUGGAGCAAGAGCUGCAAAAGUACCGCUCCUUCUACGGAGAACUGGACAGCACCCAUCCUAAAGGAGAGGCAGGGGGUCCUCCCACCACCCGGGAGUCGGAGCUGAAGUUACGGCUCCGCCUAGUGGAGGAGGAGGCCAACAUCCUCGGGAGGAAAAUCGUGGAAUUGGAGGUAAAGAUGCGUCUAUCAUAGGAAAUAUGCUUCAGUUUGAGUUGUGUGAGUCUAAGGUUUCCUCCGUCUAUCCCUCAGGUGGAGAACCGCGGUCUGAGGGCCGAGCUUGACGACCUCCGUGGCGAAGGAGAGGGUGCUGGGAGCUCUGGGUGCGGAGCGAUGGGUGGGACAGGUGCAGGACGAGGCCUCGGCGAUGAUCUGACGGAGCUCCGACAGCAGCUGCAGCUGGUAGAGGACGAGGCCGAGCUGCUGCGGAGGAACCUGGCGGACGCCGAAGACCAAAACAAGAGAGUGACGGCCGAGCUGAAUAAGUUACGGUUCAAAGCUGGAACCCACGAAGGAGGCGCCAGACACGGGGGAGGAGCAGGAGGAGGAGGCACGGGGAUUGAUGCAGCAAAGGUGGAAGCUUUGCAGGAGGAGUUGAAGGCAGCAAGACUUCAAAUAAACGACCUCAGUGGAAAGGUAGGAAAAAAAACAACAUGGUGAACAUGGGGGAGCGGGGUCAGACCUGAUGACUCCUCUUUGUCUCUUCCUCAGGUGAUGCAGCUGCAGUACGAGAACCGAGUGCUCCUCUCCAACAUGCAGCGCUAUGACCUCGCCUCCCAUCUCUCCCUGAGGCCCAGCCCGCGAGACAGCGACGCCGAGAGCGACGCCGGCGGUGCUACGAGUGGUCGCAGAGAGAGCGACGAGGACUCGACUUCCUCCCGCCUCCUUCCACCGCACCGCAAACGUGAAGGUCCGGUGGGAGGGGAGAGUGACUCUGAUGAGGUCAGAAACAAUAACGGCAGCAGCCGCUGCAUGACGCCGACCCGAAGCCUCUACACCCCCCCUGGACCUGAGGGCGCCGCCUCCUCCCCGUUAGCACGCUUCCUGCCCGGUGGACGGUGCAGUCUGCGCGACAGGCAGCAGAUGAUCGACAUACGUGUGGAAGCGGAGAGGCUGGUGCGGACCAUCGACCGGCUGAUCGCCGAUACAGCCACGGUCAUCUCAGAGGCGAGGGUCUACGUUUCAAACGGGGACCUGAUGUUCGGUAUAGGGGAGGAGGGAGCAGAGGAUGAUGGGAGCAGGAUCAGGGAACACGAGCUGCUUUAUCGCAUCAACGCUCAGAUGAAGGCCUUCAGGAAAGAGCUGCAGGCCUUCAUCGACCGACUGGAAGUGCCGAGGCUGGAGGACAGGGAGGCAGACGAGCCGCUGUCUGUGAGUUUGAAAAGAAAGAAACAUAUCUGAGUAUCCUGGUCGCCUGUGAAAUAUCUCAAAAACACUGACUCUGUUUCUUCCUUUUCUCCACUUAAUCCGACCUUGUUUCUCUCAUUUGUUACGGUUCGUCAUCCUCCAGAUGUUCCAGCCGAUCAUUUUGCUCAUCCUCAUACUUGUGUUGUUCUCGUCCCUCUCUUACGCCACCAUCUUUAAACUAGUCUUUCUUUUUACUCUUUUCUUUGUCCUGUGA